Messenger RNA from Sorex fumeus (smoky shrew), 1928 nucleotides. RefSeq names its product 3-hydroxy-3-methylglutaryl-CoA lyase like 1 (gene HMGCLL1). Gene Ontology annotation, molecular function: hydroxymethylglutaryl-CoA lyase activity. The coding region runs from base 94 to 1116 and encodes 340 amino acids. Gene Ontology annotation, biological process: ketone body biosynthetic process; L-leucine catabolic process. Gene Ontology annotation, cellular component: endoplasmic reticulum; cytosol. The transcript has 9 exons. NCBI's taxonomy places the organism in Eukaryota, Metazoa, Chordata, Mammalia, Eulipotyphla, Soricidae. The record is from RefSeq and is a predicted model, not a curated record.
GGAGGGAGCGCCCGCUGCUGGGGGCGGGGAGCGGCCCGGCGGGGCUUCCUCGGCGCAGGGCUCGGCAGGUGCGGGGGCUCCGCAGGUGCUGCCAUGGGGAACGUGCCCUCGGCCGUGAAGCACUGUCUCAGCUACCAGCAGCUGGGCUGCGAGCAGCAGUGGACCCGGGACCCGGGGGCAGGGGCGCUGCAGCCCGCGCAGCAAGCAUUCCAGUUAUCUGGACUCCCGGAGUAUGUUAAAAUAGUAGAAGUCGGACCUAGGGAUGGACUACAGAAUGAAAAGGUUAUAGUUCCUACAGAUGUAAAAAUUGAAUUUAUAAACCGGCUUUCCCAGACUGGAUUGUCUGUGAUCGAAGUGACCAGCUUUGUCUCGUCCAGAUGGGUACCACAGAUGGCAGAUCACACGGAAGUGAUGAAAGGGAUUCAUCAGUACCCAGACAUUCGGUAUCCUGUCCUUACUCCUAACCUUCAGGGUUUUUACCAUGCUAUCGCUGCUGGUGCCACUGAAAUAUCAGUUUUUGGUGCUGCAUCUGAGUUAUUUAGCAAGAAGAAUAUUAACUGUUCAAUUGAAGAAAGUAUGGAGAAGUUUGAGGAGGUUGUUAAGUCUGCAAGGCACAUGAGUAUUCCAGUUCGAGGGUAUGUGUCUUGUGCCCUGGGCUGUCCAUAUGAAGGAAGUAUCACACCACAAAAAGUGACAGAAGUAUCAAAGAGACUGUAUGGCAUGGGCUGUUAUGAAAUAUCCCUGGGGGAUACAAUUGGAGUUGGCACUCCAGGAAGCAUGAAGAGAAUGCUGGAAAGUGUCAUGAAAGACAUCCCACCAAGGGCUCUUGCCGUACACUGUCAUGACACCUAUGGACAAGCCUUAGCGAACAUCCUAACGGCCCUUCAGAUGGGGAUUAGCGUGGUGGACUCAGCAGUCUCUGGAUUAGGUGGUUGCCCGUAUGCUAAAGGUGCUUCUGGGAACGUGGCCACCGAGGACUUGGUCUAUAUGCUCAAUGGUCUGGGGCUCAACUCCGGUGUGAAUCUCUAUAAAGUGAUGGAAGCCGGUGACUUUAUCUGCAAAGCUGUGAAUAAAACCACAAACUCCAAAGUAGCACAAGCCUGCUUCAGUGCUUGAGUUGAACAAAUAGGCUACAAAUCUAAGAAGAUCCAUUUCAGCUACAAAUAUUUAUCUGAAAACAAUUGUCAUCAGCUUAUUCUGGAAACAAAGUAAUAAAUAGUCGGGGGAAAGGAGAUGCUUUGGAAAGGUAGAAUUGGGUAGAUGAUGGAGUCAGCAGGAAGUGCCAUCAGUCAUCAGAUAAACUGUAGCAGAGGCGAAAUAAUAUAACUUGGAGUUGUGUAUGAAUUGGGAGAAAAGGCCACUCUCUUGGUCUUAGAGAAAUAGCUUUGUAAUUUCGUAGAUGUGAAAAUCAACUUCAGAUUUCUCUCAGUAUCGGACACUGUGUCAAUACUUAAUCAAGCUGGCUUAGCACAGUGGACAUAUUGUCGGUGGUUUAUGAGCCCGCGUGGUGUGUGGCCUCAGCGUUAUGCGCUUCGCCUCUGGAUCUCAACUUUUCAUUUGCCAAGUCAGUUAAGUUAUGGACCAAGCGCCAAAACUCCAUCUGACCCUACAUAAUUUUCAGCAAUAGAACUUUUACAUUUCGAAUAUGGCUAACAUCUGUUAACCAUUUCAAUGACUUUAUCUUGUUCCAAGAGACUGUGGUCCGUGGCAAAGCGCCAUAUCCUGGAAACGUAACACGACCUCCCAUGUUCCUUACACGCAUCCAGUUCACCAUCCUUUCCCUUUCAUCGGUGAUGUGAAAAACCAGCAUGGUGUUACUCAACGAUUGAGAAGUAGAAGCCCUGAUUUUUAUCUGAUGUCUAAAUUACGGUGAUGAGGAUAAGGCUGACAUUUGUGGCAUAACCCACAUUUGGCAUUUUCUGAUCAUU